AUGUGGCACGCGGAGGGGAAAUGGCUGCCGAAAACAAGCCGGAAGAGCGUUUCCCAAAGUCUCUUCUGUGGAACUAGCACCUACUGUGUCCUCAACACCGUGCCACCUAUAGAAGAUGGUCAUGGGAACAGCAAUAGUAGUCAGGUAAGAAUCUUUUUACCGAAAAAGCUGCUUGAACGUCUGCCGAAAUGUUCAAGUCUACCCAGAGAGGCACCGUUGGAACACUAAUGAGAGAUCAUGAUG
Messenger RNA from Kogia breviceps (pygmy sperm whale), 243 nucleotides. Lineage: Eukaryota; Metazoa; Chordata; Mammalia; Artiodactyla; Physeteridae. The record is from RefSeq and is a predicted model, not a curated record.